Molecule: messenger RNA, 4454 nt
Organism: Mesocricetus auratus (golden hamster)
Lineage: Eukaryota; Metazoa; Chordata; Mammalia; Rodentia; Cricetidae
Gene: Enpp4
Product: ectonucleotide pyrophosphatase/phosphodiesterase 4
Exons: 4
Coding region: 169-1533 (454 amino acids)
Source: RefSeq, a predicted model, not a curated record
CUCGCCGCGGGCGGAGGGAAGUGACAGUGACAGUGAGAGCUUCUGGUCCCUUCUCCACGCGAGGCUCCUAUCACCUGGCGGGGACGCGCGGGAGGUGCCGCGGGGCGGCGGGAAGGUGGAGCGGGCACCCGAGCAGGAGCCCUGGCUGCUGUGUUCAACCUGUUCGUUAUGAAGUUAUUAGUAAUACUUUUAUUUCUGGGACUCCUCACUGGUUGUAGCGGUAACUCUUCCUAUAGCUUGACACCUCAGUUGCUUCUGGUGUCCUUUGAUGGCUUUAGGGCUGACUACCUGAAGAACUAUGACCUUCCUCAUCUCCAGAACUUCAUCAAAGAAGGUGUCUUGGUGGAACAUGUUACCAACGUUUUCAUCACCAAAACGUUUCCAAACCACUACAGCAUUGUGACAGGCUUAUAUGAGGAAAGUCAUGGCAUUGUGGCCAACACCAUGUAUGAUGACGUCACAAAGAAACAUUUUUCAGACUCUAAUGAUAAGGAUUCAUUUUGGUGGGAUGGGGCAGUGCCUAUUUGGGUGACCAAUCAGCUUCAAGAAAACAGAUCAAGUGCUGCGGCUAUGUGGCCUGGUACAGAUGUGCUCAUUCACAAUAUUACACCUUCCUAUUUUAUGAAUUACAGCAGCUCAGUGCCCUUUGAGGAGAGACUAAAUAAUGUCACCACAUGGCUCAGUAGUUCCAACCCACCCGUCACCUUUGCAAUGCUCUAUUGGGAAGAACCAGAUGCGAGUGGCCACAAAUACGGGCCUGAAGACAGAGUAAACAUGAGCAGAGUAUUGAAAGAAAUAGAUGACCUUGUUGGCGAUCUUGUUCAAAAGCUCAAGGUGUUAGGAAUGUGGGACAACCUUAAUGUGAUCAUUACAAGUGACCACGGGAUGACUCAGUGUUCUGAAAACAGACUGAUACAUUUGGAUUCCUGCAUCGACCGUUCAAACUACAGUGUUAUAGACUUAACCCCCGUGGCUGCAAUUCUUCCCAAAACAAACAUAACAGAGGUUUAUGAAAAAUUGAAAAACUGUAGCCCUCACAUGAAUGUUUAUCUCAAAGAAGAUAUUCCUGACAGAUUUUACUACCGACAUAAUGAUCGAAUUCAGCCUAUCAUCUUGGUUGCUGAUGAAGGCUGGACAAUUGUACUAAAUAAGUCAUCAUUAAAGUUAGGUGACCAUGGCUAUGACAAUUCCCUGCCUUCAAUGCAUCCAUUUCUUGCUGCCCAUGGCCCUGCUUUUAGAAGAGGCUAUAGGCAGAGCACCAUUAACACUGUAGAUAUUUACCCAAUGAUGUGCCACAUCCUGGGACUGAAACCACAGGCCAAUAAUGGAACGUUCAGCCAUGCCAAGUGCUUGCUAGUGGACCAGUGGUGCCUCAAUCUCCCCGAGGUCAUCGGAAUUGUCAUCAGUGCACUGUUGCUAUUAACCAUGCUCACAGGCCUCCUGAUAUUCACGCAGAACAGAGUGCCUGCCUCCCGUUCGUUCUCCCGCCUCCAGCUGCAGGAAGAUGACGAUGACGAUCCUCUAAUUGGGUAACCGAUGGUGUCUUAUUAGUUUCAAAACUAAGGAUCCAUGCAGGGAAUGGUGUUACAGCCAUACGAAGAUGCAUGUCAGAAGACAAGACAGACAUUGCUAAAAUUACUCUGGUUUUUCUUGAGUCCUGUUUGUGUUGCCAGAUAUAAACGACCCCGACAGUAGUAGAGUUGCUGGUAGAUCGGUUAAAACCACCUGUUUCACUAACAAGAAAUAGCCUUUGAGAACAAAUAGUCUGGUUUCUUUCUUUCUUUUUCAAUAAAAAUUAAUUCUAAGUGAAAAUAUACCAGAAUUUAAUAGGCAUGCUUUUCUAAAAAAAUUAUAUAUUUGUAAAUGACACAAAAAUAUUUAUGUAAUUUGUGAAUUUUGUGUAUCCUGGAGAAAAGAUGGCUAUAUUUUUAUAUUUGCCUUUAAGUAGUGUGUGUCCCAAGCAGACCCUUGAAGUAGGAAAUUCUGUGAUGGCUAACGAAUUGAUUAGCCACAUCAUAUAGCUAGCUGUUGCAUACAAAGAAAUCAUUUUAAGUAAAGCUGCUAAAGACAAGCAAAAACCAACUAAGACUAUGUAAUAUAAGGUCUGAGUUUGUUAAGACCCUUAGCUGUUGACACCUCAGAAGUUGUGUUUGGAGCUGGGCAUGGUGGCGGACACCUGAAGACCAAAUAGUUAGGAGGAUGCAGCAGAGGACCUUGAGAAUGAGUCCAGCUGGGCUAUGAACCAACCUUGUGGUUUUGUUUGUUUGUUUGUUUUAGUUAUACUUCUUGGAUGCUAUCGUUAAUAAGAAAUUUUAAAGAAAAUAGAGAAAAAAAUGGUUUUCCCCAUUCUGUUUGAUAUCUUUGGUCAGUUGUGUGUGCAAGUGUCUUUGUGUGGAUGUGCCAACACCAUGUGACUUACAAAGGGCACUGGACUGUGUGCCAGGACAUGGCUGCCAGGAGAGGCUCAGCUCAGAGUAACGGUCACUUCUUGCACACCUUAGUUGUAUACUGUCAUCAACCUGCAAGUUGAUAGAUAGUCCAGUUAAAAACUCCUGUUACAGUUUUUAGUUCCCAUGUGUAUUGGAAGUGUUCAAAUGCCGUAGGAAAAAAAAAUACGACCUGAAUAUGAAGCUGCCGGGUGAGGAUUUCUGUAUUUACCUUUGAGGUCUUUUAAUGAGCCUUCUAUAAGCAGAGUGGUGAGAAGCUAAGAUGGAGUUUAGUCUUCUGCUCUUUGCGGAGGUCAUGUGCCGAGGGGCAGAGCGGCUUUAGCCUACACUUCCUCCCUUGACUCUCUAACACCUUUCCUGAGAACUGUGGGUUUGUGGUGAAGUACCGUCAUCAUCCCCUUGCUAGUUGGUUCCUCAGAACCAGUAUCAUUAGAGCAAAUAGCCUGAUGUCCGUUAGAGGAACGACCAGUGGUUCAUUUGCUAGUGUGUUAUUGGAAAUUUUGACAAUAUAAAACAAACUUGGUGAUUACUUUUCAGAUACAAGAUGACUCUACAGUAAAUGUGCAGCACAGUUAAACACUGACUAUCUGAGAUACACGAUACCCCUCAUUCAUCUUAGAGGCAUUGCAUUGUACUGGAUCACUGCUAAUUUCCUAAAGUCUGAUAUCUGGUAAUAUUGGGGUUUGAGAGACAUUUCCAUUUCUGUAUUAUAUACUUAAUCUGGGUACUUUAGAAACAGACCAGGACAGAUUUUGCUCAUUAAUGGUCUGACUUGUUACAUGUAAUAGUGAUACUAAAGCAUAAAGAAUUUACCAAAUAAAAUAAUAGAGAAGUUCCUGCAUACUUCAAUUUCCUUUUUAAAAAUAUAACAACUCAACUGUCAUAGUCACUUUGAAAAAGCUGAGUGGACAUCUUUGAGCUGUCUUCCAGAAGAGUAUUUAAUAUUAGUUGAAGGUGCUUUAGUCCUACAGUGCUGCGGGUCCCAGUCACUCUAUUAGCUCGAUUGUGGCUUAUACAGUGUCCAACCUAUGACAGUUUUUAGAAACAGUGGGAUAUAAAGGAAGGGAGUCCUGUUGAUGUCUUAGCCCUUGCAACAGUUGUAUUUAUUUUGUCUUUUAUUCUAUUCUCAGAGCACUAGAACUAGUUGAUGGUUUAUAAAGUGCAUAUUCAGGAAACAAGAAUAGGAUUUAUUUAUCAAAUAGAUUGUUAUAUUGAACUUUGUGCUAAUUCAUUUGUAUCUUUGAGACAGUUUAUCACUGUUAAAACUCAUGACUCUAGUGUUGCUCUGAGAAAACCUUGUAGAAAAACUAGUCUUUGACAUGGAGAGGGGUGUGUGUGUGUGUGUGUGUAUGUGUGUGUGUGUGUGUGUGUGUGCAUUGUCAAAUGAUUAACUAAAAUUCUGCUGUACUUUGUGUUCAGGAGAAAGUAUUGGCUUCAGGAAACUUUUAGCUCUUGAUGACAGUACCUGAAGGUAGUAGGAAAAUGUUGGUGUAUUAUUGUUAAUUCCAUGAGCCAGCUCAAAAUUAAGUACCUGGACUUUGUAGUUGAGGGGCAGUGAUGUUGCUAUUAGCAGUCUAUUAUCCGUGCUCUUCUGUAAGAGCAAAGGGGUAUGACAAAGGCUUGCUAGCAGUGCUGUCCAGUAGGCCUCCUUUAAGAAUCUACAGGUAAAGCCUUGGAAUAUUAAAGGAUCAAAUGCCUUUGCACUGAUCUUAGGUGUUUCCCUCCCAUGCCCAUCUUGUAAGCUUUAAGGAUGAUUGGCUUUAAUUCCUUUUAUGUGGAGUGGUUUAUUUUAUUGUUAAUUUAUAGUAUUAAAAAUGAACAGAAAUGGAGGUGUAAAGUGUGUAUUUAUUGUCAGUUCUCAAGCAGUGUGUAAAUGCAGUGAGUGUUUCAGGGAAACCUGUAGUGCCUUAAGUUAAAGGAAAUGCAUUUUGACCAUAUUAUUUGAACUUUUAGCUAAUGACUUUGCUUAUUAUUAAAAUGAAUGUAAAUAAAGUCUACUGAAACAAA